GUGUAGGUUGGUGAACCGGGAACCACCUCUCGCCCACGGAAACACAAGCAUGGCGGUGCUGCUUGAAACUACGCUGGGCGACAUAGUCAUUGAUUUGUUUACAGACGAACGACCUAAAUCAUCUCUGAACUUUCUGAAGUUGUGCAAGAUCAAAUACUACAACUACUGUCUCGUCCACAGUGUUCAGAGGGACUUCAUUGUGCAGACUGGAGAUCCUACAGGGACAGGGCGUGGUGGAGAGUCCAUCUACAGCAAACUGUAUGGUGACCAAGCCUGCUUUUUUGAUGCAGAAAAAGUUCCGCGCAUCAAGCACAAAAAGAAGGGGUUGGUGUCCAUGGUAAAUAAUGGGAAUGACCAGCAUGGCUCUCAGUUCCUUAUCACCACUGGAGAGAACCUGGACUACCUGGAUGGGGUACAUACUGUGUUUGGCGAAGUGGCGGAAGGAAUGGAUAUCUUGGCCAAGAUCAACGAGACCUUUGUUGACAAAGACUUUGUCCCUUUUCAGGAUAUCAGGAUAAACCACACUGUGAUCCUUGAUGACCCAUUUGAUGACCCACCAAACCUGGAGGUGCCAGAUCGUUCCCCAGAGCCCACCAAAGAGCAGUUAGAUAGCGGCCGAAUUGGAGCAGAUGAAGCCAUAGAUGACACAGAUGGCAGAGCAGCCGAGGAGCUGGAGGAAAUGUUGAAGGAAAAAGAAGCAAAGACGCAGGCCAUUCUUCUGGAGAUGGUGGGUGAUCUCCCUGAUGCAGAGGUGAAGCCCCCGGAGAAUGUGCUCUUCGUUUGUAAGCUGAACCCAGUGACCACGGAUGAAGACCUGGAAAUCAUCUUCUCCCGAUUCGGACUCAUAAAAUGCUGUGAGAUCAUCAGAGACUGGAAAACAGGAGAGUCUCUGUGUUACGCUUUUAUUGAGUUUGAAAAGGAAGACGACUGUGAAAAGGCAUAUUUCAAAAUGGACAACGUGCUCAUCGAUGACCGUCGCAUCCAUGUAGACUUUAGCCAGUCUGUGGCAAAGAUCAAAUGGAAAGGGAAAGGUGGGAAGUACACCAAGGAUGACUUCAAAGCCUAUGAGAAAGAUGUGGACAACCGGUCCAAGCUGGCUCUUAAGGAGAAAGUGAAACCUAAACAAGACUCCAAGUACGACCUGUUAUUAGACGAGGAAGAAGAAGAGGGAAGCGGUUGGCAAUCUGAGAAGAAACGCAAAGAAAAGAGGCACCAUCACCAUUCAGACGAUGAAGACAGCAGGAAGUCCAAAAAAUCAAAGGACAGCGAGGAGACCAGGAGAGAGAGGAAGACUGCCCGCCCGCGCUCCCCAUCCCGCUCUCGCUCCAGAGAGAGAGACAGGGAUCGUGAGAGAGACAGAAACAGAGAGCGGGAGCGAGACCGGGACCGAGAUGGUCACAGCAGACACGGCAAGUCUCGCACCAAGCAUCGGCAGGAGGACCGCAACCGGGGCCACGGUGGCAAGGACAGGAGCCGAAGUCGGAGCCGGUCCCCAAAGAAGUCCAAAGACAAGAGCAGAUACAAAUAAAGGAGGGACAAAGGAGAGAGACUGUGUGUGUGUGUGUGUGUGUGUGUGUGUGUGUGUGUGUGUGUGUGUGUGUGUGUGUGUGCAGUAAACUACUACAGGUUGUAUGCAGGUGUUUUCUUCUGUGUAAUGUGUCAAACAGCAUUUAAAGUAUUCAGUCUCCACCACUUAAUCACGAAGAUGUACUUUUUUUUUUUUUCCAUGUGACUGUAAAGGUCCCGAAUGGUGUUUUCACUUUCCCUGCCCGCGCCCCACCUUUCUCCCCCACCCGCUUCACCGAGCAGCCGGGGGCCACCAAAUUCACCUCUUCCACAUCUGUUUGUCUGACCUUUCCACUGGUGUCUCACGUUGUGUCUAGAGUAAACGUGGGCUUGGAAAAAGAAGUGCUGAAGUCCACACGGCCGAGGGGGAUUCACGGCGUCUCCUUCCAGUCUGUAAUGUCUGUCUUCCCCUUUCUCACACAGACCGUGAAGUGGCAUUUUAGCGCAGCCAUUUUGGGGAAUGACAUCAGGUUGGUUUUGGGGUAUGUGGUUAAAAGGAAGGUCAGCUGCUGGUAAUUUCUUCUCAACCUUUACGGCAGGGUUUACUUACCCAGUUUCCCCCUCGGGGGCGAAUAAAGUAUUCUGAUUCUGAUUUGCAGUUUAAUUUAACAGAUUGCUCAUAGAAAUGCUUAAAACCGCCAUUGUGAUUAAACGGUUAAAUCACAUCGGCAGCUGAUGGGCGCACGACGCACGAAACAAGCUUGUACUGCUAUGUAUUAAAC
Messenger RNA from Lampris incognitus (smalleye Pacific opah), 2288 nucleotides. It is a transcript of the gene ppil4, whose product is annotated as peptidylprolyl isomerase (cyclophilin)-like 4. Gene Ontology annotation, molecular function: peptidyl-prolyl cis-trans isomerase activity; RNA binding. Gene Ontology annotation, cellular component: nucleus. The transcript has 13 exons. Gene Ontology annotation, biological process: protein peptidyl-prolyl isomerization. The record is from RefSeq and is a predicted model, not a curated record. The coding region runs from base 50 to 1528 and encodes 492 amino acids. Lineage: Eukaryota; Metazoa; Chordata; Actinopteri; Lampriformes; Lampridae.